GCACUUCCUCCUCCUCGUACUGCGCGUCCCGACCAGUCCUCGACCUCCAACCCCCUCGUCGCCGUUGUUGGCAUCCACUCGUUUAUCUUUACGGUUUCUGCGAUGAAGUCUGUUGCAGUUUUCCCCAUUCUGGCCGUUUCGGCGCUCGCGUCCUCUGCGCUCAUUCCGACAGGCAUAUCGUCGUCGUGCAGCAGUUUCUUCGAGUCGUUUGACCAGGACACCUCGCUUGCAAGCUGCGUUUCACCGCUCAUUCAGGCGACCUCCCAGUUCGGCGCGGGCGCGAACAGCACCGCCAACCCGACGUCGUCCGCCGUCAGCAGUGCUCUCUCGAGUCUAUGCUCAGCCACAACCUGCUCUUCUCAGACGAUCCGCGAGAAGCUCAGUAACAUGUACUCCUCAUGCGCGGCCGAGCUCACGGCAGCGAACAAGGACGUUCUCCGCACGUACGACGUCCUCUACUCCAUCGUGCCCCUCCAGCAGGCGAUGUGCAGCAAGAACAGCAACGGCGACUACUGUGUCCUUGCUGCCUCCAGCGGCAACUCGUCUUCAUCCUCGGGUUCCAACGACGCCGCCUCGUCCGCCACGGGUGAGAAGUUCAGCUCCAUCUCCGAAUACCUCUACUCGGACGCCUCGCCCUCGGUCGCCCGCCGCGACAGCUCGCAGACGACCAUCUCCAUCCUCUGCACGGACUGCGCGCGCAACGUCAUGACCGCGUACAUCGACUUUGAGGGCAGCGUGCCCUACGCGCCUGGCAUCGCGGCGAGCACGCUCAUGAGCGGCCAGACCGCGCUCUACAAGGGCAUCAUCAGCACCUGCGGGUCCAGCUUCAUGGGUGGCGCCGCUCAGGCCGCCGGUGCGAUCUCUAGCGGCGAGUUCAGCGGUGCACCUUCGACCAUCGCCGUCAACACGAAGAUGGUCAGCGCCGUCUUCGGCGUGGCGGUUAUCGCCUUCUUCACUAUGCUGUAGACGUGGGGGGCAUGCAGGAAACGCGGGGAGCUAUGAUUCCGGGUCUGUUUUGAUGCAUCGUACUGUUUGGACUCUCCCAUCGAACCAACUUACAAGCUAGUGAUACCCGUGCCGGGUAGGCGCAUCCUUAAUUGCAUUGGGCCUUUCGCAUCAUUUAGAUGUUGUAAGAGUGCCUAUCCAUGAUCUUGAUGCGCAAUGUGCGCCCUGGCUUAAUCGUUACAAUCUGCGAGACGACUGCCCUCGAAUUCCCAAGUCGUGUUAUUGACAACACGAGGGCAGCCAUUUGCUCUAACCGGUACGAGGUUAUGUUCGUGUCGUCCUCUGUAUCGUAAUCCUUGUAUUUACUGAAGUUCCAUUCAGGUCCUGACAUAUUCCCGGUCGG
Molecule: messenger RNA, 1348 nt
Organism: Fomitopsis serialis
Lineage: Eukaryota; Fungi; Basidiomycota; Agaricomycetes; Polyporales; Fomitopsidaceae
Exons: 3
Coding region: 103-966 (287 amino acids)
Source: RefSeq, a predicted model, not a curated record